Molecule: messenger RNA, 603 nt
Organism: Alexandromys fortis (reed vole)
Lineage: Eukaryota; Metazoa; Chordata; Mammalia; Rodentia; Cricetidae
Product: keratin-associated protein 4-2-like
Exons: 1
Coding region: 1-603 (200 amino acids)
Cellular component (GO): keratin filament
Source: RefSeq, a predicted model, not a curated record
AUGGUCAGCUCCUGUUGUGGCUCUGUCUGCUCUGAGGAGGGCUGUGGCCAAGGCUGCUGCCAGCCCAGCUGCUGCCAGACCACCUGCUGCCAGACCACCUGCUGCAGGCCCACCUGCUGUAUGUCCAGCUGCUGCAGACCCAGCUGCUGUCAGUCUGUGUGCUGCCAGCCCACCUGUUGCCGCCCCAGCUGCUGCAUUUCUAGCUGCUGCAGGCCUUCCUGCUGCCGUCCCAGCUGCUGCGUGCCCAGCUGUUGCAGACCCAGCUGUUGCAGACCCAGCUGUUGCAGACCCCAGUGCUGUCAGUCUGUGUGCUGCCAGCCUACCUGUUGCCGCCCCAGCUGCUGUAUCUCUAGCUGCUGCAGGCCUUCCUGCUGCCGCCCCAGCUGCUGUAUCUCUAGCUGCUGCAGGCCUUCCUGCUGCCGCCCCAGCUGCUGUAUCUCUAGCUGCUGCAGGCCUUCCUGUUGCCGCCCCAGCUGCUGUGUGUCCAGCUGCUGCAGGCCCCAGUGCUGCAUUUCCAGCUGCUGCCGCCCCAUCUGUUGCCAAACUACCUGCUGCAGGACCACCUGCUGCCGCCCAGCAUGCUCUAGCUGUUCUUGCUGCUGA